Chinchilla lanigera (long-tailed chinchilla) is the source of this 7598-nucleotide messenger RNA. It is a transcript of the gene Arhgap35, whose product is annotated as Rho GTPase activating protein 35. The record is from RefSeq and is a predicted model, not a curated record. Gene Ontology annotation, biological process: signal transduction. Lineage: Eukaryota; Metazoa; Chordata; Mammalia; Rodentia; Chinchillidae. Gene Ontology annotation, molecular function: GTPase activity; GTP binding.
GAAGAAAUGCUGGCUCUUUGACAAUGAGAAGCAGUAAAAACUGACCUCAUAGGGUAUACGAGCACUAUGGGACCUGAAACGUCUGCUCCAUGGGCAGCCAUCCUCCACUGGUGAUGUUGAGAAGCCCUCCACUCCACUGGAAAACACUAAUCUGAUCUUGGAAGUGGUUAAUUGUGGCAGGAUGUGUCGACGAUGAUGAUGGCAAGAAAGCAAGAUGUCCGCAUUCCCACCUACAACAUCAGUGUGGUGGGAUUGUCUGGGACCGAGAAGGAGAAAGGCCAGUGUGGCAUUGGGAAGUCCUGUCUGUGCAACCGCUUUGUGCGCCCCAGUGCUGAUGAGUUUCACUUGGAUCAUACCUCUGUCCUCAGCACCAGUGACUUCGGUGGGCGAGUGGUCAAUAAUGACCACUUUCUCUACUGGGGAGAAGUUAGCCGCUCCCUGGAGGAUUGUGUGGAAUGUAAGAUGCACAUUGUGGAACAGACUGAAUUCAUUGAUGAUCAGACUUUCCAACCUCAUCGAAGCACGGCCCUGCAGCCCUACAUCAAGAGAGCUGCUGCAACGAAACUUGCAUCAGCUGAAAAACUCAUGUACUUUUGCACUGACCAGCUGGGACUGGAGCAGGACUUUGAGCAGAAACAAAUGCCAGAUGGAAAGCUGCUGAUAGAUGGUUUUCUUCUUGGUAUUGAUGUAAGCAGGGGCAUGAAUAGGAACUUUGAUGACCAGCUCAAGUUUGUUUCCAAUCUCUACAAUCAGCUUGCAAAAACAAAAAAGCCCAUCGUGGUGGUCCUGACUAAGUGUGAUGAGGGUGUUGAGCGGUACAUUAGAGAUGCACAUACUUUUGCCUUAAGCAAAAAGAACCUCCAGGUUGUAGAGACCUCCGCGAGAUCCAAUGUAAAUGUGGACUUGGCUUUCAGCACCUUAGUGCAACUCAUUGAUAAAAGUCGGGGAAAGACUAAAAUCAUUCCUUACUUUGAAGCUCUCAAGCAGCAGAGUCAGCAGAUAGCUACAGCAAAAGACAAGUAUGAGUGGCUGGUGAGUCGUAUUGUAAAAAACCACAAUGAGAAUUGGCUGAGUGUCAGCCGAAAAAUGCAGGCCUCCCCAGAGUACCAGGACUAUGUCUACCUGGAAGGGACUCAGAAAGCCAAGAAGCUGUUUCUACAGCACAUCCACCGCCUCAAGCAUGAACAUAUUGAGCGCAGGAGAAAGCUGUACCUAGCAGCCCUGCCAUUAGCUUUUGAAGCUCUUAUACCUAAUCUAGAUGAAAUAGACCACCUAAGCUGCAUAAAAGCCAAAAAACUCUUAGAGACCAAGCCAGAAUUCCUGAAGUGGUUUGUUGUGCUUGAAGAGACACCAUGGGAUGCCACCAGCCACAUUGACAACAUGGAAAAUGAACGGAUUCCCUUUGACUUAAUGGACACCGUCCCGGCAGAGCAGCUGUACGAGGCCCACUUAGAGAAGCUAAGAAAUGAGAGGAAGAGAGCAGAGAUGAGAAGGGCAUUCAAAGAAAACCUGGAGACCUCACCUUUUAUAACUCCUGGAAAACCUUGGGAAGAGGCCCGUAGUUUUAUUAUGAAUGAAGAUUUCUACCAGUGGCUAGAGGAAUCUGUAUACAUGGAUAUUUAUGGCAAACACCAAAAGCAAAUUAUAGACAAAGCAAAGGAAGAGUUUCAGGAGUUACUUUUGGAGUACUCAGAAUUGUUUUAUGAGUUAGAGCUGGAUGCUAAGCCCAGCAAAGAGAAGAUGGGUGUCAUUCAGGAUGUUCUGGGAGAGGAACAGCGAUUUAAAGCAUUGCAGAAGCUCCAAGCAGAGCGUGAUGCCCUCAUUCUGAAGCACAUUCAUUUUGUUUACCACCCAACAAAGGAGACAUGCCCCAGCUGCCCAGCUUGUGUGGAUGCUAAGAUUGAGCACUUGAUUAGUUCUCGGUUUAUCCGGCCAUCAGACCGGAAUCAGAAAAAUUCACUCUCUGACCCCAACAUUGAUAGGAUCAACUUGGUUAUCUUAGGCAAAGAUGGCCUUGCCAGAGAGCUAGCCAAUGAGAUUCGAGCUCUUUGUACAAAUGAUGACAAGUACGUGAUAGAUGGUAAAAUGUAUGAGCUUUCCCUGAGGCCAAUAGAAGGGAACGUUAGGCUUCCUGUGAACUCUUUCCAGACACCAACCUUUCAACCCCAUGGCUGCCUCUGCCUUUACAAUUCAAAAGAGUCACUCUCCUAUGUAGUGGAAAGUAUAGAGAAGAGCAGGGAGUCCACAUUGGGGAGGCGGGAUAAUCAUUUAGUUCACCUUCCCCUGACAUUAAUUUUGGUUAACAAGAGAGGAGACACCAGUGGAGAGACCCUGCAUAGCUUAAUACAACAAGGUCAGCAAAUUGCCAGUAAACUUCAGUGUGUCUUUCUUGACCCCGCCUCUGCUGGCAUUGGCUAUGGACGCAACAUUAAUGAGAAGCAAAUCAGUCAGGUUUUGAAGGGACUUCUAGACUCUAAGCGUAACUUAAAUCUAGUCAGUUCAACUGCUAGUAUCAAAGAUUUGGCUGAUGUCGAUCUGCGAAUUGUUAUGUGUCUCAUGUGUGGGGAUCCCUUUAGUGCAGACGACAUACUCUUUCCUGUUCUUCAGUCCCAAACCUGUAAAUCUUCCCAUUGUGGAAGCAACAACUCUGUUUUACUUGAACUUCCAAUCGGAAUACACAAGAAACGGAUUGAACUGUCUAUUCUUUCAUACCAUUCCUCAUUUAGUAUCAGAAAGAGUCGGCUGGUCCAUGGGUACAUUGUUUUUUAUUCAGCCAAACGUAAGGCUUCCUUGGCUAUGUUACGUGCCUUUCUUUGUGAAGUGCAGGAUAUUAUCCCCAUCCAGCUUGUAGCACUCACUGACGGCGCUGUAGAUGUCCUGGACAAUGACUUAAGUCGGGAACAGCUGAUGGAGGGGGAAGAGAUUGCUCAAGAAAUUGAUGGAAGGUUCACAAGCAUCCCCUGUAGCCAGCCUCAGCAUAAACUUGAGAUAUUUCACCCAUUUUUUAAAGAUGUAGUGGAGAAAAAGAACAUAAUCGAGGCCACUCAUAUGUAUGAUAACGUUGCUGAGGCUUGUAGCACCACUGAGGAGGUGUUUAACUCCCCUCGGGCAGGGUCUCCCCUCUGCAACUCCAACCUGCAGGAUUCGGAAGAGGAUAUCGAGCCCCCGUCUUACAGCCUGUUUCGAGAAGACACAUCACUGCCCUCUCUGUCCAAAGACCAUUCCAAGCUGUCUAUGGAACUGGAGGGGAAUGACGGGCUGUCGUUCAUCAUGAGCAAUUUUGAGAGUAAACUGAACAACAAAGUACCUCCACCAGUCAAACCAAAGCCUCCUGUCCAUUUUGACAUUACAAAGGGAGAUCUGUCUUACCUAGAUCAAGGGCAUAGGGAUGGGCAGAGGAAGUCGGUAUCUUCUAGCCCCUGGCUGCCUCAGGAUGGAUUCGACCCUUCUGACUACGCUGAACCAAUGGAUGCUGUAGUCAAGCCAAGGAAUGAAGAGGAAAACAUAUACUCUGUGCCCCAUGACAGCACCCAAGGCAAGAUCAUCACCAUUCGGAAUAUCAACAAAGCCCAGUCCAACGGCAGUGGCAAUGGUUCCGACAGUGAAAUGGACACCAGUUCUCUAGAACGAGGCCGCAAGGUGUCCAUGGUGAGCAAGCCAGUGCUAUACAGGACGAGAUGCACCCGGUUGGGGCGGUUUGCUAGUUACCGAACCAGCUUCAGUGUGGGGAGUGAUGAUGAGCUGGGGCCAAUACGGAAGAAAGAGGAAGAUCAGGCAUCUCAAGGUUAUAAAGGGGACAAUGCUGUCAUUCCGUAUGAAACGGACGAAGACCCAAGGAGGAGGAAUAUUCUUCGAAGUCUAAGGAGGAACACUAAGAAACCAAAGCCCAAACCUCGGCCAUCCAUCACAAAGGCAACCUGGGAGAGCAAUUAUUUUGGGGUACCCUUAACAACUGUUGUGACUCCGGAGAAGCCGAUCCCCAUUUUUAUUGAAAGAUGCAUUGAGUACAUUGAAGCCACAGGACUGAGCACUGAAGGUAUCUACCGUGUUAGCGGGAACAAGUCAGAAAUGGAGAGUCUGCAGAGACAGUUCGACCAAGACCACAACCUGGACUUGGCAGAGAAAGACUUUACGGUAAAUACGGUGGCUGGUGCCAUGAAGAGCUUUUUCUCAGAACUGCCAGACCCCCUGGUCCCGUACAACAUGCAGAUUGAUUUGGUGGAGGCGCACAAAAUCAAUGACCGAGAACAGAAGUUACACGCCCUCAAGGAAGUCUUAAAGAGGUUCCCAAAGGAAAACCAUGAAGUCUUCAAAUAUGUCAUCUCUCACCUGAACAAAGUCAGCCACAACAACAAGGUGAACCUUAUGACGAGCGAGAACCUCUCCAUCUGCUUCUGGCCCACGCUGAUGAGGCCAGAUUUCAGCACCAUGGAUGCGCUCACGGCCACGCGCACCUACCAGACAAUCAUCGAGCUCUUCAUCCAGCAGUGCCCCUUCUUCUUCUACAACCGGCCCAUCAGCGAGCCCCCGGGCGCCGUGCCCAGCUCCCCCUCUGCAGUGGCUUCCACCGUCCCCUUCCUCACCUCCACGCCGGUCACGGGCCAGCCGUCACCACCCCAGUCCCCCCCACCCACCCCCCAGUCCCCGAUGCAGCCCCUGCUCCCCUCCCAGCUGCAAGCUGAGCACACGCUGUGAGCCCCGGGCCGGGCAGCAGGAGAGCCUGUCUUCUCUGCGAUGGGUGGCCCUCGGCCUUGAACAAAACCAAGUCUGCUGGGCAGGGCCGGGGCCAAGGGUCCCUUUUCUGUCACCUUGUCAAGACCUCAGCGGUGCUAUGGCCAGUGGGCCCCCCACAGGCCAGGCUCUUGGGCACCGCAAGCCCAGCGCUAUAGGUCUGGUGGCCUCUGGCAGCGCCGUGGAUGGGCCCUGCCCUCCAGCGUGGACCACUGGGGCCAGCCCAGUCAGGCGCUGCUCCCCAGACCACUGCUUCUGCGCACACCAGCCUCGUGGUGCCGCCUGCUUCCACGGAGCCCGCUCCCGGGACAGAUUCAGCCUCUGCCGGGGAGCACCGUGUCCUGAGAUGAGGCUGCCCGACCGCCGUGCCCUGAGGAGAACACAUCCCAUCCAUCUCAUCUCUUCCCACCUCCGAAUCUGCACACACACUGGGGCGGGGAGUCCUUGGGAGCCCUGGACCCACUCCCGGCUCUGCUGCCCCGGCUCCCUGCGGGCUGUGUGCCCAGCAGACUGGAACCUCGGGAGGAGAGCUAUGAGCCUGGCCUGAGUGUGCCUCCCCCACUGCGCCCACCAGGACUUCCAUAUACAGUCCCUUCCCGGCAGAGCAACACUAGAAGGAGGUGGAGCGCCCCCCACAAGUAAAGAGCAGACAAGGAAGACACCCCAGAAAGAACACUACAGACCUCAAGCUCCCACCCCUCCCGGCUCUGCGGGGCAGGCAGGUGGAGGGCACCCUGACUGUGAUAGCCAGACAAGGAUGCCCAUGGCCUGGCCUGCAAGCCUCUGGGCCCUGCUUACACCCUCUCAGCAGACCCCUGUCCCUAAGAAGACAGUUGGAACCCUGGGGGAAGCUGGCAGCGGGACCAGGCUGUGCCCCCCCGCCCCCAGCUCCAACACUACACCGCGGAAACACUACUCGCACGCGCCUGGCCCGGGGCAGGGCUUGGGGUGGAGCGGCAGCGUGGGAGGCUCCCAGCAGGAGUGUCUGGGACUUGGGCUAUGUGCGCCACAAAGAAAUGGCCGUCCAUGGAGCCUGCAUAGGGAUCCCAGGGCCAGAGGAUGUCCCUGCCUGUCACCACCAGCUUGGCCCUCCGAAACACCCCGUGAGCCCCUUCUAUCCCCCAACCAGUCCCACACAGCAGUUCUGCCAGAACUGGGAGGCCCAAGUGCACUGUCCCCGUGUCCAUCCUCACUGCUGGGCCACACCUAACGCUAAGGUACCUGGGCAUGGGAGAGCAGGGUGGAGGGGCCUGCGCCGCCCCCUGCCCCCGGGUCCUGUUUGUUGCACUUUAGAAGCAGCUCGUGGCAAGUUCCGAGGAACUCGUGGGGUAGGAGGGGUGGCCUCCUGCACCUCCCGUCUGCCACCCCAGUUCCUCCGUUGGAUAAGCUGGCUAUGUCUCCAGUCCCUGGUGGCCAAACAAGGUGCUUGGAAGCAGUAACUUAGCCUGCAGUUCUGUCACCCCGCCAAGAAUGCUCCCCAGCCAAACCACGGUGCACACCGCAGUGCAGACUGCACGGCGGUGCUUCUCCCCUUCGCUGGGCUGUGGGCUGGAAGUGGGGCCGGCGUUUCAGCUGAGGUUGGCACAGCCAGACAGGGGCUCACCAGCUCCUGCGGCCCUGAGCCGGGUGUCAUUUUAAGUUCUCUGCUUGUCACUGCCUUGCUCCCCAAGGAGCUGCAGUGGGAACGAACGGGCAGGAGCAGCCAGAUCCAGCACGGAGCUGGGCCGACAUCCGGGGCUGCUGUGCCCUCCCAGGGCUGGCCACGGGGGCUCCCACCACCAGAGCUGCCAGUGUCGCCCUCGCUUCUGCUUCCCUGCCACCUCUACCCCCUCACUUCCCGCUUCUCCAGGCUGCGAGGCCGGAGGACAGACACUCGGUCGCUCUGUGCCACACUUGUGAGUGCUGGGCUUCGUCUCGUCAGGGGCUGGUUGGGGACAGCCUGGCCACAUGCAGCAUGCCGCCUAUCCUGGCGUUCGCCAGGGCUCCAGAUUCUGGAAAGCACUUCCGCACAGGCCCUCGUGGGCUGCACCGGGCAGCCAGACCUGUGGUGGUCAGCAGGCUCUCCGUGCAGUUGCUGCCCUGCCCGCUGCACCCCAGGCGGUGAGCCACGCCUGACCCCCACUCUGCUCAGCUCCCAGCUGCGUGAGGGGUGGGGAGGUGGCCUGUGUCACAUGUUGGAGUCACCAUGCACCACUUUAUUCUGUCACCCUUCCCGUCACUGGGCAUUUUCGGAAGAAACAGAGAUCUGCCGGUGUUUCCCUGCUGGAGAGGCUUCCGGCACGAUGUUUGUCUGCCACUGCGGCUAAGGGAGACGUCACAGGAGCGGCUGGCUCCUGCUCCCUCUCGGUCUGAGGGGAGGGAGUCCUGGUGGCCGGGUCCCCACGGUAGGCUCCCUAGGCCCAUGAAACCUGCAGGCGGGUCGGCUGCAGCAUCUUGUCACGGUCACCGCUGGCUGUGCUCCCCUGUCCUGUGAGCAGAGCUGCGCUGCAGUGGCUCAGGAAGGCCCUUCAUCCAGGGCAGCCAUGGGGGCGGCUGCAGGGCCUGGGCAGGUGGCUGGGGCUGAGGCAGGCCGACUUGGGGCUGAGGGCCGUGUGCAGGUUGGGCUGUGUUAGGGAAGAGGGGGGACCGGGCCCCCCAGGAUCUGGUCCCUCCCUCCUUCCCUGUCCCCCCUCGGAACCCUGUGGGCUGUCGCCUGCCUGUGACCUCUGGGCGGCCCCUGUCACAUGACCACAGCCACCCCGCAGCUUUCCGCGCAGUGGAGAUGGGCGUAAGUUACUGUUUGCAUCAAGAAACCACGUUCCCUGUGUACAUUUUAAAAAGAAAUGUCUCCAAGUUGUAUGGGAAUAAACUUGUUUGAAAAUUUGGAA